This is a messenger RNA of Fusarium odoratissimum NRRL 54006, 450 nucleotides long. RefSeq lists its product as uncharacterized. The record is from RefSeq and is a predicted model, not a curated record. The coding region runs from base 1 to 450 and encodes 149 amino acids. Lineage: Eukaryota; Fungi; Ascomycota; Sordariomycetes; Hypocreales; Nectriaceae. The transcript is spliced from 2 exons.
AUGCGAGAAGGCGCCGGCAUCGACGCACUGUUCAAACUGGCCUUCUAUGCGGACCUCAUCGUCCUCCCCGACAGCGUCAGCUCAAGAAGUCAAGUCAUCGACCAAAGUAGAGAAGGAAUCAAAAGUUUACAAUAUGUCAUUGGACUCGUCGAAGAUGCGGAGAAGAUUGCACUAAAAGCCGAAAUACCUCCACUCCGUCCGCAUACCGCCUCAAGGGCUAACAAUAGGAGAGGUAUUCUGAGUCGAGAAGCAGGACGUAUCGACGCGAGGAACAGCUUUCCUACGCCAGUCCCGUGGCUUCGUCGACUUGGGUUCAUACAUAUCGCAUUCGAUCGGAUGGUCAACCACGCUAAAGCCGUCAUCACACCCGAUAUUAUAUAUUGGUAUGCUCUAUUUGAAGCUAACCGCAAAGAGCUUGACAAGGACAGAGUUAUGCUAGGGAGAAGGUAG